Mycosarcoma maydis (corn smut) is the source of this 1704-nucleotide messenger RNA. RefSeq lists its product as uncharacterized. The record is from RefSeq and is a predicted model, not a curated record. Bases 1 to 1704 code for a protein of 567 amino acids. The transcript is spliced from 2 exons. Lineage: Eukaryota; Fungi; Basidiomycota; Ustilaginomycetes; Ustilaginales.
AUGGUUGUGCAACCCACCAUCAUGCCACGUGCCACCGCGCUCUGGGAGCGACAAGGCGGUGACCCCUUCAACAGCUUCUUGAGCGAUCUAUUCGGCGGGCCUGGAAAUACCGACUCCAUCGCUACGAGUGCCUCCAUCACUUCCACCAGAUCCUCCUCUUCCUCCUCUUCCUCCUCCACUACCACCACCAGCACCACCACCCGCCUUACCACUUCCACAACCUCAUCCACACCCACCACCACUUCCACUUCCUCAUCAACCUCGUCGACCACUUCCACCAGGCCUACAACCACCACCUCCACCACCUCCACAUCAUCCUCCAGCAUCAUCACCACUUCAUCACCUACUACACUCGUCACUACCUCCAACUUUGUCUCUGGUACCAGCACCUCCCAAGUCGUCACCACUAUCGUCACUCCCGUCGUCACCACUACCGCCUCUGCCGGCAGGGCCAACUCAAGUGGUUCCAGCACCAAUGCAGGCCUCAUCGGCGGCAUCGUCGGUGGCGUCGUCGGCGGUCUUCUUCUCCUUGCCCUUUUGAUCGCUCUCUGCUGUAUGGCCAGUAGGCGAAAGUCACGCACCGGCCAUGCCUACUUCCUCUGCCUCGGCGAGCGUCCUCCUCGCAACAGCAUCGACGAAUUCGGUCACACCGGUGGUGCCUGGCCCACUUUUGAUCCCCAGAACGACCAUGUCUCCUCUUCCUACGCUGCGGGCACCAGUGCUGCUGGAAUGGGUGCCACCUCCGCCGUCGCCGCCGCUGGUUCUCGCAACCGUCGUCAUCGUCGCGAACAAACCAAUGCCACCCUCCCUGCCGAGUUCGCUAACGACGAAGAUCCAGAAAGAUACGCCUACAGCGCUUCCAACAAUGCGCAAGAUGCCUCCUACAACAACAAUAACAACUAUCAAGGCUACGAUGCUUACAAUGGCUACAGCUCCAAUGCUUACCCCGAAAUGCAACAACGUUCUCCAUACAACGGUGCCAGUGCCCUCGCUGCCGGUGCUGUUGCUGGCGGUGCUGGCAGCUACUUCCUCAACAAUGCAAGCCCCUCCCAGAACCGUCGCUCUUCCAUCGGACAUCCAUCCUACUCCAACUCGCACCAGGACAGCUACAACACUGCCAACCUGUCGCCCUCCAAUGAGAACGCGCCUGCCCCUUGGACUCUUCCCAUGAUGGGCUGGAACGAUACUCAUGGGCCUUAUUCGGUUGCUGGUGUCGGUCAGAACCUCACCACCGCGCCUCCGCAGGCUCAAUUCAUGGUCUCUCCCUCCGAGGCCAAUGCCGCCGCCGCCGCCGCCGUUGCCCAUGCCACACGCAAUGCUCCCGCUCAGACGCGCUCGCCCGGUCCCGACUAUAGCCACUUUGACCCUCCCGAGGUGCGCGAUGCUCGCGCUCGCGAAGCUGCUGAUGCCGCCUUGGGUCGUGCAAGCUUUUCCACCUCGCCUCGCAGGCAGAACAGACGACUUUCCUCUAACCACGGCAGUCCUGUUAGUCCCAAAAUGGGCCUCGUUGGCGGCAUUUCACCGCCUGCCUAUGUUGAUGCACAGGAUGAUCUCGAAGAGGUCCAUGACCAGCCGCGUCGGCUUCACCUGACCAAUGCGGAGCCCGAUUUCACCGAUGACGACAGCUCCAGGGGUGGUCCCAGCCGUCGUCCCGCUCACAAUCACAAAGACGCUCCUCCCUCGUCCACUUACCGAGCGCAUUAA